CUUAUAAUCACGUAUUAUGUGCAGCUGCUCUCUAUUCAUGCUAUAGCAUUAUCCGUCCCGGACAGUGCUGCCUCGCCUAGAAAGCGCCUCACCACCCUUUUCUUGCGUGACGACAGUUCUGCUGAACGGUCGGCUCAGUCGGCCAUGGCUUACUCUCCUGCUCCUACUUCUCCUGGUCCUUCAGGCGUUGCUCCCAUGAUGUCCAACGGUUUGCACUCUAGGGGCCGUUCGGUCAGCCCUCCAACUGGCGUACCACUUUCGAAGCGGGACAAGCGGCGCAGUGCACUGCAAGAACGUCUUCACGACCUUACGGCCUCCUUCAGCCAGAAUCGCGAUACUCAAUUUCGCCAACAAUUGCACGCUCUUCAAUGUGACAUGACCCUCAUCAACAAUGCCGAUCCCUAUAACCCGGGCCCGAUCCCCGAUUCGGCCGAGGAGAUUGCCCAGUUGAUUGAAAGCACGGUUGGCGGCGGCCAGUUUGCUAGAGAAAUGGCUAGCUUAGCGGGUAUGUGGUAUGCUCGAUUUGUGCAGGAGGUCAAUCAGGUCAAGGCGGAGAGAGAUGCUGACCUGGCUAUGCUGGUCCACCGCCAUAAUAACAAUCUGGAGAGAUUCCAGCGAGAAUAUGCGUUUCGCGCCCAUUUUGCGGAAGAAGAAUAUAAUAACCUCUCAGCGACUCUCCGGGAGCGCCUUGUGCAGACGCUGUCAGGCAAACGGGCUCGCCUUAUGAGGGAAAAAGAACAGCUUGAUAUCGUGGACACCAAUGCCCUACUCCUCCAUCCCAACCAAUUUAGCAUCACGAAUCCCGCUAGUCCUGGUGGUAUUCACGGCAAUCGCAAAACUAGACAUACUCGCCAUCGGGUGGAUUUGGAUGAGUUAGGCAAUGGUAUCAUGACUGAACAUUUGAAUAAGAGAAAGAGGAAAGCUCCGGAGGAAGAUGUUGGGUCACCGGUUCGGGAGACUCCGGCAGAGCGCGCGAAAGCCCAGGUAGCCCAGCAGCAACUUGCGCCAACAUACUCUAUUCAGUCACUCUUCACGGAGAAAGAGCUCAGUGCGCACGCUAACCAGGCACAUAUUGCCACCGUUCAUUUCUUCUCUACAUCCAAGCGCGCCGAUCAACCCUCAGGCGCAGUGACAAAUGGAAACAACACAGACGCGGAAGAGGCAUCAGGUGUGGAUGGCACCGGUGCAGAGGACAACGGUACCCCUGCUACUGACAUGGCGCGGACCGCGAGCCAGAAUUUCCAUGCUACUCGGUCGACCCGAACACAUGGCAAUCAUGCCCUGAAUCCGUUGGCUGAGCUUUCCGACAAACCAGCUGUUCGUCCGAAUUUGCCAUACAAUAUUUUAGCCAACUACCACGCCCGACCGAGCAACAGUGGUGCCCCACCAUUGCCCCCGCUCAUGAACGAGGAGGUGGACGACGAUUGGAAUCGCAUGGACAAGAUGGCGAGCAAGCCCCCGGGACAUGUUGACAGAAACCUUAUCCAGCUCCUCGUCGAGCAGACUCCAGCGGAGAUCAAUGGGAUCCCACAAAACCCGAAUCGAUUCAGCCUCCUCCAUCCCGACUUUCCCACUGAAGUUGGCAUGCAUCUGUACCCCCUCCGAAAAGACGGCGAGAGCAACGAGCGCGCCAAGAAACCGAGGACUGGAUGA
Molecule: messenger RNA, 1653 nt
Organism: Aspergillus nidulans FGSC A4
Lineage: Eukaryota; Fungi; Ascomycota; Eurotiomycetes; Eurotiales; Aspergillaceae
Product: protein sds3
Exons: 2
Coding region: 145-1653 (502 amino acids)
Cellular component (GO): nucleus; nucleoplasm
Source: RefSeq, a predicted model, not a curated record